Molecule: messenger RNA, 4997 nt
Organism: Chiloscyllium plagiosum (whitespotted bambooshark)
Lineage: Eukaryota; Metazoa; Chordata; Chondrichthyes; Orectolobiformes; Hemiscylliidae
Gene: mpnd
Product: MPN domain containing
Molecular function (GO): protein binding; metallopeptidase activity
Source: RefSeq, a predicted model, not a curated record
GGGAGAUGAAUGAGACACGUGGGCUGUGUUCACGUGAUGCAGUGGCAGAUUGCUGAGUAUUCUCCUCCCAGUCUGUCUGUCUCUAUCAUCAAUAAAGCUGCUCUCUGGGACAAGGAAAAACCCUCACUUUUAUACAGUACACAUUCCAUCCUCCCAGUUUGCCUCUCUCUUGACUUUACCAAAGCAGAAGGACUAAAGAAGAGGAGACAACCUGCUCAAGAACAAAACCAGGAAAAGAAGCUUUUGACAGGAAUGGCUUCUGACCCGUCAUCGCCCGCCGUGGAGGAGGGAGUUGAGGAUGAGGAGGAUGACGUGGACAUGAACUUGGAAGAGGCAGAGAAUGGGACUGUUGGGAAAAUGCACAGUCCCCGGGGAACUUUGCUCACUCGUCGUGGGAUUACACUGCGUGUGCUUCUCAAAGACAAACUCAUCCAGCCAGGAGAAGGCCUGCUCACCAUUCACUAUUUAGGAAAGACGUUUGUUGGAGACCUGUUGUCUGACGGGAAGAUUCGAUGGCAAGAAACGAGCCAGAUUUUCAACUCUCCCAGCGCAUGGGCCACACACUGCAAAAAGCUCGUCAAUCCAGCCAAGAAAUCUGGCUGUGGCUGGGCCUCUGUGAAGUACAAGGGACAAAAACUGGACCAAUACAAAACCAUGUGGCUGAGGAAGCAGCAGCCACCACUGCAGGCUGUGGAAAUGAAUUUAGCCAGUGAAGAAGAUGAGGAAAUUCCUGAAGAGGAAGAGCUUGAAAACCACAGCAAAAAGAUCCUGAAGUCAGAUAAUCAGGUCAAGAAAGUGGAGGAAAAAAGCAAGAAGCUACAAGCUAAAAGCUCUCGAGACUCCAGCCUAAUGGACAAUGGACUCAGCAUAAUAAAAGCUCGCAACAAAGACCUAGGCCCUGUUCAGUACUCUGUCAUCGGGAGCAGAGACCCAGGAAGGGAUCCUCAUACGCUUGUUGAACUAACAUCAUUCACCUCUGUGAAUAAAUUCCAGCCGUUUAACGUUGCAAUAUCGAGCAAUGUGCUGCUGCUAGUGGAUUUUCAUUGCCACCUGACCACCAGUGAGGUAGUGGGCUAUCUCGGAGGGAGGUGGGACACAAGCACACAGUUGUUGACAAUCCUCCGAGCUUUUCCAUGUCGAAUACGGCUUUCUGACAAGGACUCUGCUUCUGCAGUCGAAGAAGAGAUUUGCCAGAACCUGUUCCUGCGGGGGCUGUCCUUGGUAGGUUGGUACCAUAGCCACCCGUACACGCCUGCUCUGCCCUCCCUGCAAGACAUCGAUUCGCAGAUGGAAUAUCAACUGAAACUACAGGGAACCACUAACAGUUUCCAGCCCUGUCUAGCACUUAUCUGUGGGCCAUAUCAUCAAGGAAGCACUGACUUGGAAUCCAAAAUUGCUCCGUUCUGGGUUCUGCCUCCCCCAGAGCAAAAACCCAAUGAUUAUGGCAUUCCCAUGGAAGUGGAGAUGACCUACGUGCAGGAUACAUUUCUAACCUCGGACGUCCUACAUGAAAUGAUGCUUUUGUUGGAAUAUUACAAAACAGCUCCAGACAUUGUGAAAUUCAAAGACAAAUGGAAUGAGGACACAACAUAUUUGGAGAAAGUUAAAGGAUCCCUGGCCAAUAAAACACCAAAGGACCAAACCUUUGUCAAAGUUCUGGAACACAUUUAUAACCAGCUGAGUGCCUGCAGUUAGUUAACUUCAUUUGGAUUCGUAGCAUCUGAGAAAUGGAACAAAGCUGGGGAAAAAAAGAAGGAACUGAGGAAGUUGAAUGUGGAAAUUAUUCAGAAGAGAUCAGGGUCAGAUUGGAAUGUGAUUGUUCAGUGUUUCCUGUUUUGAAUAGUCUUUGUGUUAGAGACAAACAAAUUUGCCUCAAAAUGGGGUUGAAUGUUGACACCGAUUUCAGUUCGUAGAAUGUUGGUAUCUAGUUUCACAAUUGAAUGACAGCUAGAAUGCAAAAUGUUAAACAUGGAGACCUUCAGAGACACUACAUUUAAGUAAUGAAUUUAAGAAUGUUUUGUGAAUGAUUUUGUAAAAGCUCACUUCCACGAUAUCUGUGUGUGUUGUGUACUUUCACAGGUUUGUAGAAUGAACUGGUAUCCUGUUGGUGAGUCCAACAAAAAAGACUAGAUCCCUGUUUGGAAGCCUGUCAUGGCAGUGUGGAAAUAGGGAAAUUGGUAAAAAGAAAAUUACAAAGCUGCAGGGAUAUACUGAAAUGGUUUUUGUCACUGAGGGUACAUGUGAUAGGAUGGCUGCAAAAUCUGAAGACGUUCUGCCUUCUUAAAAAGAAUUGUUUACUGGAAAGUUAAGCAUCUACACAGGUUCAACCUGAGAUGCAUUAGUCUGACACAGAAUAGCUGAUGGAGAGUCUCACUUCUUUGUGCCCCUUUGCACACGAAAUGGAGGAAUUAUGAGAAGUACCAGCAAUCUCAUGCUGUUGAGAAUGCCAAUGUACGGAACCCGCCUUAGAGAUUGGAAGCUUUCUAACUCUGCAUGGUCUCAUUUAAUUAUUUGUACUUUCUCCAGUCCAAAUUAGAAUCCAAGUAUCCAUAAAUGCACUUGGAGAAGUGGUGAAUUUAGACCUUGCCUCCUUAUUUUUCCUUUGAUCCUUUGCAGACGGUUUACAUCUUGAUAAUUGGGGUUCACACUCCUUUGCUAGCCAGUUGAGCACUGCUGGCAGUAGAAAUUUUAACAUUGCUCCCUCUCCUUCUACUGCCUAUUGAUUUUUCUUUGUUUUUUGGGAACAACCAGAACGUCACUUCACUGGGACUAUCCAAUUUGGCACAGAAAGAGAAAGGGCUCAAUUAAAACUACAGCACCAACAUGGCUUCCCUUUUCCCAUGAGCAACUGGCGGGGGUCCUAUUAGGUGCUGUGAGUGGUGGGUUUCAGACCAGGAGAUCACAGUUCAGGGAAUUUGAAGUACACGCCUAUGAUUCAUCAGUAUUGACGUUUUCCUGUGUAGUUUUUCCACAAGACUCUCUUUAGGCUAGUUGCAAAGUUAGUAAAAAAAAAAAGUCAUGUCUGAAAAGCUGGGAUCCAUGCUCUUGCCUUAUCUAGUUGCCAAAAUGUAAUGAUAGUAAAUUGAGACUGUCCUAAGCUGACUGUGUUUUAGUGAGUCAGAUUAUAGUGUUGUAGGAUAUUCAGGUCUUUUCUGUUGUGGGCCAUUGGGUGCUCCUUAUUACAAGAAAAAUGAAUAGUAGGUGCUUUAUAAAAUGUAAAUACCUCACGUACAAUAGGAAAGAAAAUGUGUAAGUUUUGCAAAUAUUCAGCAAGUCCUCUUACUGGUAAGUAAAACACUAGUCUGUCAUCUUUUGAAUUUCGAAUUGAAUUAACAGAUUUGCUGUUAUCAGUUGGUCGUAUUGACGCACUGACAUGUGUUCCAGAGAUGAAAAAAACAGGCUCCAUCAGGGUGUAUUGCUGAUCUUGCCCAAGGUUACAAUAAAUUGGCCUCCCCUCAGCUUGAAGUCUGGAUGGUGUGUGUGAGAGAGACAUUCACUGUCGCUUGGAUAAGGCACAAGAGGUUUCCUGGCACAGGAAUAAUGUUUUCCACAGGGAGAGGUGGGACAGGGAGUUAAAGCCCUGGUUACAUCUAAAAUGCUAGCAACCUUAGAUAUUACCACAGUCUUUUUAACAAGACUUUGUGAACCAGUUCAAACAGUCUUUGCGCUGCAAGACAUUCUUAUCUUUUGCGUUCUUGGUUCAGGAACACACUGUAGUCCACCUGUUUAAACUGUGCUGUCUUAACUAUUAAUCUUAAUGAAUCACGACCACACCCCCAACAGUAUUCGUCACAAAGCUACUAAAAACUUACGCGCAAGAGCUGUUGUGGUGUAGUGUUAGUGUCCCUAUCGCUGGACCAACCCCCACUCAGUGCACCACAUGACUGGUGUGUAAUAAGCAAUGGUGCAGGUUUGUGUGUUCCCCCAAAAAUAACCAUAAAUUCCAAAGCCAUAAUGUCUUAUGAAAGUAUAAGCUGACCACUAGAUGACACUGCUGCAUUUAUUUUUUUUUCUGUUCUCUUGUGGUUGCAGUUUCGUCACCUGUGAGGGGGUGAAAGGAAACAAAUUUGCCUGUUCUUCAGCAAUUAUGGUAUCUGUUUGUUUGGAUUGGCCUUCACAGGGCUGGGGUUUCCAAACAUCAAAGGCUUGCUGCAAGCAAGUGAAUAAAUAACCAGUGUCACCAUUGUACCUAGUUAAGCAAGGCCAGGUUAAACAUGCAACUUUGCCUCAAUGGUAAUGCAGCUUUUAAAGGCUGGUUUUCAUCGACAUUCCCUUGCUGCUGGGAAGAAGUUGGCAGAUUUUCAUGAGCAGAUUCAGGGUGCCAGUUGUUUUAGUAAUACAUUUGAUGUUUACUUAUGGACACAAGUCCCUGUCUUGGGGCAAAUCCAUGGUAUAAACACAUGGGGAAAGAGUCCUCCACCUGAGUGAAACUACUUUUGCCAAUAAACUGUUGCUGUUCGGAGUUAGGUUUCCAAUCACUAACCUGCAAAUGCUUAAUGCAGUAUUAUUGAAAUUCCUUUUGAGUUAUCUUAACAUUGGGGAAGUUAACUGGUUAGCACCCAUGACAAAAGAACAUUACAAGCAGGUUUACAGAAGCAGCACCCCUUGUGGCUGAAAUGGCCAAGAAGUCCUUCUACAGAAACCGAUUUAUUUUGUGCGUCACUGCUAGUGCUGUCUCUGUUGUGACUAUUGAUAGUGUUAGAAUCAACAAAACACAGAGAUGGAUUCAAAGCUUUAAACCUUUGAAUAAUGCAAGAUGUUUGAAGGCUUUGCAUCAGAAUGCAUGAUGAGAAAUUUACCCAAUUGUAUGAUGUCUGUAAUUUCAAACCUUUGAUUUUUUUUUCACACGAGCAGUGGACAAGGCCAUAACAACUAGUCUGGCACUGUUAAAAAUGACAUCUAUGAUGCCUGAAAGUUGCAGGAGUGGAUUUAGAGAACAGAAAAAAAAAUUAUUUUAAAUCUACAGAGAAAUGGGCCGCACGGUGGCACAGUGGUUA